AUGGGGAUCCAAACUGGGUACCUGGAUCAAGUAGAUGGCUCUGCUCACUAUAAAACGGAUACAACUGCCCUACUGUGCAGUGUUACGGGCCCCAUAGAGCCGAAACCACGCCAAGAACUGCCAACUCGGAUGGCGUUAGAGGUAAUAGUAAGACCCGCACUGGGUGUGCCACUCACAAGAGAGGUGGAAAUUCAGGACAAACUUAACUCUAUACUAGGGUCCAUUAUCGUUGUUCACCGCUACCCUCGUCAGUUGUGCCAAAUUACAUUUCAAAUAUUAGAGUCAGGUGAGGACCCUCAUUUGUUCGACAGUAAAGAAUUGGUUGCCUGCGUGAACGCUGCAACUUUAGCGCUGAUUGAUGCAGGUAUAGCAAUGAACUCCCUUGCUAUUGGUUGUGUUAUUGCUGUCCUCCCUGAAUCAGACGGUAAGCACAUUAUAGACCCAACGGAUGAGCAACUGAGGAAUGCCAUAUCUGUCCAUUCAUUGGUAUUACAGUUAGUAGACGGCUCGAAAGUGGUGAACAAUGUACUGCUUUUGGACAGUUACGGCGAUUUCACCGAAAAAAUACUGUUCGAAGUCCUCGAAUUAGGUGAAAAGUAUAUUCUGAACAAGGCACAGGAUUUCAGAAAACUGAUCCAAGAGAGGAUAGAGGCGAGCAUCUUAAAAUGA
Molecule: messenger RNA, 669 nt
Organism: Huiozyma naganishii CBS 8797
Lineage: Eukaryota; Fungi; Ascomycota; Saccharomycetes; Saccharomycetales; Saccharomycetaceae
Gene: RRP46
Product: exosome non-catalytic core subunit RRP46
Exons: 1
Coding region: 1-669 (222 amino acids)
Biological process (GO): U4 snRNA 3'-end processing; rRNA catabolic process; nuclear mRNA surveillance
Cellular component (GO): cytoplasmic exosome (RNase complex); nucleolus; nuclear exosome (RNase complex)
Source: RefSeq, a predicted model, not a curated record